Folsomia candida is the source of this 1025-nucleotide messenger RNA. RefSeq names its product osteoclast-stimulating factor 1. Gene Ontology annotation, molecular function: protein binding. Gene Ontology annotation, biological process: signal transduction. The record is from RefSeq and is a predicted model, not a curated record. NCBI's taxonomy places the organism in Eukaryota, Metazoa, Arthropoda, Collembola, Entomobryomorpha, Isotomidae. The transcript is spliced from 5 exons. Bases 191 to 889 code for a protein of 232 amino acids.
AUUACAUGGAUGGGUGAGUAAUCUAAAUGAAGGCAAAACAGUCAACUGACGAGGAGGAAGUGCUUUAUCACCUGUUUUACCAACAUAAAAAUAUAUACUUUCGUCACUUGUUACUUUCCUGCCUACAUACCAAGAACUUGUUUAGUAUAUGUGGCACUCUGCUUUUGAAUUGUAGUAAUUUAUCUCAAAAAUGGCAAGUAAACCCAUCCCACCGAAAAUUGCACCGAAACCGGGAAAGGUAAUUUGUAUGAGAGCUAUGUACGGAUACACUGCACAACAGGAAGAUGAGCUUACGUUCAACGAGGGAGACGUGCUGUACUUGGUGGAUCAGAGUGAUCCAUCAUGGUGGAAAGCUAGAUGCGGUCGAAAAUGCGGCCUUAUCCCGUCAAACUAUGUCGAAUUAAAAAUGGACACUUUAGAAAAUCCGGUGCAUGAUGCCGCACGCCGAGGUAACUUGGAUUUCUUAAAGGAGUGUUUGGAAAAUGGAGUUAGUCCAACGGGUUUAGAUGCCUCGGGAAACAGCCCAAUUCACUGGUCUGCGAGAGGUGGUCAUUUAGACUGUUUUCAAGAACUCCUUCGCUCUGCAUCGAAACAAUUUGGGAGCACAACUCAAUUCAUAAAUGUCCAGAAUAAGUUAGGGGACACGCCUUUACAUCUUGCUGCAAACAAAGAUCACGAGGACAUUGUUGGUAUUCUUCUGGAAAACGGUGCAAAUCCAACUAUUCAGAACAAACAAGGACAGUUUCCGGGUGAUUUAUGCCACGAUCCGGGGGUCAAAACCAAACUGAAUAAUUGGAACUAUGUACCUGGAGAAAAUGAAGAACCGGACGAAGAGUAUUUAGAAGAAUCGGAUGAUGAGGAGGAACUGGACAUUUCUCCGAGUUCAUGAUUGUAGUAUUAAUGUUCUCGACAUUCAUAAAAUACAUUUAUUUAUAUAAUUUACAUAUAUGAGGUGUGUGCUAGUAUUUAAAGAGUACGAAACACUAUAGUAUUUAAGAAUAUACACUUUCACAUUUUCCACAUUA